This is a messenger RNA of Penicillium lagena, 285 nucleotides long. RefSeq lists its product as uncharacterized. Lineage: Eukaryota; Fungi; Ascomycota; Eurotiomycetes; Eurotiales; Aspergillaceae. Gene Ontology annotation, cellular component: cytoplasm. The coding region runs from base 1 to 285 and encodes 94 amino acids. The transcript has a single exon. Gene Ontology annotation, molecular function: cystathionine beta-synthase activity; cysteine synthase activity. The record is from RefSeq and is a predicted model, not a curated record.
AUGGCCUCCAUCACCAGUCCGGGUAUGCCCCCCGUGGCGCUGGACUCCAUCACCCAGCAUAUCGGCAACACGCCGCUGGUGCGCCUCAACCGCCUGCCCCGCAGUCUGGGCAUCGAGGCCACCGUGUACGCCAAGUUGGAGUACUUCAAUGCCGGUGGCAGCGUCAAGGACCGCAUUGCUCUGCGCAUGAUCGAGGAGGCUGAGCGUUCAGGUCGCAUCAAGCCGGGCGACACCCUCAUCGAGCCGACCAGCGGGAAUACGUUCGUACCGUCCCCUUCGAGCUGA